Cyphellophora europaea CBS 101466 is the source of this 180-nucleotide messenger RNA. RefSeq names its product U6 snRNA-associated Sm-like protein LSm5. The coding region runs from base 1 to 180 and encodes 59 amino acids. Lineage: Eukaryota; Fungi; Ascomycota; Eurotiomycetes; Chaetothyriales; Cyphellophoraceae. Gene Ontology annotation, biological process: mRNA splicing, via spliceosome. Gene Ontology annotation, cellular component: U4/U6 x U5 tri-snRNP complex; Lsm1-7-Pat1 complex; U6 snRNP. The record is from RefSeq and is a predicted model, not a curated record. The transcript has 3 exons. Gene Ontology annotation, molecular function: RNA binding.
AUGAAGGGCGACAAGGAGUUUGCGGGCACGCUAUUGGGCUUUGACGACUAUGUCAACAUGGUGUUGGAAGAUGUUACUGAAUUUGACUACAACGGAAACCAGACGAAACUGCCGAAGAUCCUGCUGAACGGCAACAAUAUCUGCAUGCUCAUUCCUGGCGGGGAGGGCCCCUCUGCAUGA